Molecule: messenger RNA, 1638 nt
Organism: Triticum aestivum (bread wheat)
Lineage: Eukaryota; Viridiplantae; Streptophyta; Magnoliopsida; Poales; Poaceae
Product: lysine histidine transporter 2-like
Exons: 1
Coding region: 38-1459 (473 amino acids)
Source: RefSeq, a predicted model, not a curated record
AACAAUCCAAGGCAGCUAGCUAGCUUGAAGCUUCGUCAUGGAGGUCGAUCGAUCAAUCGAACUGCCUGUGGUCGAACAAGAAGGAACGAUGCCGUCGGAGUUGGAUAUCAUGGAGGAGUACGUGGAGACGGUGAAGGAGCGGGAGUCGGAGGCGAAGCUCAAGGACGUGAACCUGGACGACUGGCUCCCCAUCACCUCCUCGCGCACCGCCAAGUGGUACUACUCGGCCUUCCACAACGUGACGGCCAUGGUGGGCGCCGGCGUGCUGGGCCUCCCGUUCGCCAUGUCGCACCUCGGCUGGGGCCCCGGCGUGGCGGUCAUCGCCAGCUCCUUCGGGAUCACGCUCUACACGCUGUGGCAGAUGGUGGAGAUGCACGAGAUGGUGCCCGGGAAGCGCUUCGACCGCUACCACGAGCUCGGGCAGCACGCCUUCGGGAAGAAGCUGGGGCUCUGGAUCAUCGUGCCGCAGCAGCUCGUCGUCGACGUCGGCACCGACAUCGUCUACAUGGUCACCGGCGGCCAGUCGCUCAAGAAGUUCCACGACCUCGUCUGCAACGGCCGCUGCAAGGACAUCCGCCUCACCUACUUCAUCAUGAUCUUCGGCUCCGUCCACUUCUUCCUGUCCCAGAUGCCCAACUUCAACUCCAUCUCCGGCGUCUCCGCCGCCGCCGCCGUCAUGUCCAUCUGCUACUCCAUGGUCGCCUUCUUCGCGUCUGUGCUACACAAACACCCUGCUGCAGUCGGGGCCGCCGUCGACUACGGGCUCAAGGCGGCGACCACGGCGGGGCACGUGUUCGGCGCGCUCAACGCGCUCGGGGCGGUGGCAUUCGCGUUCGCCGGCCACAACGUCGUGCUCGAGAUCCAGGCCACCAUCCCGUCCACCCCGGAGCAACCCUCCAAGAAGCCCAUGUGGCGCGGCGUGCUGGUUGCCUACGCCGUCGUCGCGCUCUGUUACUUCUCGGUGGCCUUCGGCGGGUACUACGCCUUCGGCAACUCGGUCGACCCCAACAUCCUCAUCACGCUCGACAAGCCGCGGUGGCUCAUCGCCCUCGCCAACCUCAUGGUCGUCGUGCACGUGAUCGGCAGCUACCAGGUGUUCGCGAUGCCGGUGUUCGACAUGAUGGAGACGGUGCUCGUGAAGAAGCUCAAGUUCAACCCCGGCCUGCCGCUCCGCCUCACCGCCCGCUCCGCCUACGUCGCGCUCACCAUGCUCGUCGGCAUGACCUUCCCCUUCUUCGACGGCCUGCUCGGGUUCUUCGGAGGCUUCGCGUUCGCGCCCACCACCUACUUCCUGCCAUGCAUCAUCUGGCUCAUGCUGCGCAAGCCCGCCAGAUACAGCGUCACAUGGUUCCUCAACUGGAUAUUCAUCGCCAUCGGAGUUGCGCUGAUGCUGCUGUCCCCCAUCGGUGGGUUGCGCCAAAUCAUCCUUGACGCCAAGACCUUCAAGUUCUACUCUUAAUUAAGCAGAAGAAGCGCACAAGAUGAGACGAUUUAGGAGAAUUUAUAUUUAGGGAUGCUCUCGUGAACAGGUCCUGCUCAUGCAUGUUGUGUAUAUUUAGUUCUUGUUUGUUAGAAUUUCGCCAAUCCCCAAUUGCAUGGAUAAUGCGGUGUAAUAUUUGUAUGAGAAAUUUUGAGUAU